GGCCGGGCGGGCGACUCUCCUGCGGGGAGCGGGAGGACGGGCGAAACUUUCCCCCCCAGCGGCGGCGGAGGCACCAGCGGCCGCCGAGGCGGGCUCUGCCGGCAUGGGCCCCGAGGCGCUGCAGCUCGGCACCUACGGCGGGGCGGCCGCCGCCGCCCUGCUCCUCUGGGCCGUUUGUCUGCUCUGCAGGAGGAAAAGGAAGACUGGAGAGCCCCCGCUAAUAAAUGGCUGGAUUCCUUACCUUGGGAAGGCUUUGAUUUUUAGAAAAGAUGCUUUCAAAUUCUUACUGGAUCAACAAAAGAAACUUGGAGAUAUUUUCACUGUACAUAUUGCCGGUAGAUAUAUUACCUUUAUCAUGGACCCAUUUCAAUAUGUCUAUGUCAUCCGAAACAGCAAGCAACUUGAAUUUCAUGAAUUUGCUGAUAAAAUGGCUUCCAAAACUUUUGACUACCCAGCCUUGUCGAAAGGAAAAUUCCCCGAUCUCAAGGAAAACCUGCACAGAAUCUACCAGUAUCUACAAGGCAAGCCUUUGGAUAUCAUUUCUGACCACAUGAUGAAAAAUCUCCAGGAUAUAUUUGAAUGGAAAUGCUCACAAGCAACAGAUUGGGAAACAGAAAAAAUGUACAAAUUCUGCUGCUCUGUAAUGUUUGAAGCCAGUUUUGUAACACUAUAUGGAAGAGUUCCUGCUGCAGAUGGCCACAAAGUUAUUAGUGAAAUCAGAGACAAAUUUAUCAAGUUUGAUGCCAGCUUUCCCUAUUUAGCUGCAAACAUACCGAUUGAGUUGCUAGGAGCUACCAAGAAGGUUCGGAAGGAGCUUAUACAUCAUUUUUUACUUCAGAACAUGACAAAAUGGCUGGGAGGGUCAAAAGUGGUCCAAGCCAGACAAGAUAUAUUUGAGAAAUAUGAGCUGCUUGGAGAUUAUGACAAAGCAGCACAUCAUUUUGCCUUCCUGUGGGCCUCUGUGGGAAACACGAUUCCAGCUACAUUCUGGGCCAUGUAUUAUCUUCUGCGGCACCCAGAAGCUCUUGCAGCGGUGCGUGACGAGAUUGACCAUUUGCUGCAGUCAACAGGUCAAGAGAGAGGGCCCACGUAUAACAUCCACCUCACCAGAGAACAAUUGGACAACCUGGUCUACCUGGAGAGUGCCUUAAACGAGAGUUUACGAAUGUGCUCGUCCUCCAUGAACAUUCGCAUCAGCCAGGAGGAUUUUGUUCUCAAGCUUGAAGGGAAUCAAGAAGUUGGUUUGAGGAAAGGAGACUGGAUAGCCCUUUACCCGCAGAUUUUGCACAUGGACCCCGAGGUCUAUGAAGAUCCUAAGGAGUAUAAGUUCGAUCGAUACAUAGAGAAUGGCAAGAAGAAAACCACGUUCUACAAGGCAGGAAGAAAACUAAAGUAUUUCCUAAUGCCCUUUGGCUCUGGGAUCAGCAUGUGUCCGGGGAGGUUCCUCGCAAUGAAUGAGAUGAAGAUGUUUCUUUUCUUACUAUUGGCUCAUUUUGAUGUAGAACUAGCGGAAAACAAAGCUGUCAGACUUGAUAACAGUCGUAUGGGCCUUGGUAUCCUCCUGCCAGACGUUGAUAUUGCCUUCCGCUACAAGCUAAGGUCCUGAAGAAAGUGAGCGGCUGCCUAUAUGCCUUCUACUAAUCUCCAUGUUUGCUCUGUUUCAUCACUCAGCUUUGUAUUUUUGGAAACAUUUGCUUUUCCCUCUCUGCUUUUACCUCCUUCCUAUUUGUUUCUAAGGAGAAAAGCCCUUGGGCUGGAGGUAGAUAUCAGUCGUGGGGACAGGCAACCUCAAUUUGUCCUGCCUGAUUUGUGACUAAUGAGGUGAGAUGACAAGAGUUUGGCCAAGUAAAUAGCCCAAUGUCCCUACAAGAGGUCCCUACAAGUCCCCAUAUACACUUGGCUAUGAGUUGAGUAGGAUUUACAGGGAGGAUGACAUCAAGCUGGAUCCAGGCCAUUUAUAUGGGAAACAGGCUCAGCAGCCCCCUCUGACAGGGGUUCCCCCUGGGUAGAUCCAGAGGUCCCAUACACCCGCCACCUGGAGGCAUCUCUGCGUCUGCUCAUAGAAGCAUAAUAGGAAGAAAGGGGGAACUUAAUUCUGGGGAGGAGGGGUGUGUGUGUGAGAGAAUUUUUAGUGAUUAUUAUUCUAAGUUUUUAUUUACCCUGUUCCCUUCAUGGUCUUGAGUAUCUCAGCCCUUAGUUGGGAGGUGUGAUGGAAGCUGUGCGGGGUGGUGGGGGGUGAUUUGCAAGAAUGUCUUACUGGCAACACAUUUCUGACUUCAGUUUUAUGUACCAAGGGUGAAUGCUUCGCUUUUCUUCUUUUUUUUUUUUUUUUUUUUUUUGGUGCAAUGCAAAGAAAUUAAAAUCUGUGAUUUUUCCCUGCAGUCAUUUAAGGUCAGAAGGGAGGUUCUGUUGAUUUUAAUAGGCUCUGGAUCAAGCCUAAAUUAUCUAUUUUGGCUUUUGAGCCAGAACAGUAUAUUCUUCAGGGAGAAAAUAUAUGAGCCUGUUUGAAAUGAUUCUAUCAUCUCAAAAGUUACCUUCUGUUUGUCUUACUGUUUUCAUAGUAACACAGUUGUGUGUUUAUUUUGACCAUGUAUUGUGUUUGUUCCUUUCUCCAAAAAGGCAAAAGAAGAAGGCAUGCCUUCAAGGGCAAGCGUGGUAUCUAAAACUACUUUUUAAUAGCCUUUUACUGUGCCCAAGUUAUGCAUAGGCAGAGUAGUGUCACCUCUGUUUGGAAAAGACUUGUCCAUCUACAAAUUGGAAAAUAGGCUCUUCCCUUGGGCCAAAAUUUGAGCAAGCAAAAACCCUGGGCAACCACGGAAGUUGUCUGUACACUGACUGCCCAACCUGCUUCACUGGUGACCAGCUCUUCUUUCAAAAAUUAAUUUCCUAGUGUGCGAGAUCUGAGAUUUUUAGACCUUGUCUCUCUUCCCAGACAUCGCUUCAGAGACUGAUGAGGAUUCUCGUGGCUGUCCAGUCUCAGUUUGCCAAGAUGAUAAUUGUGAUGGGAGAGUAGCCAUGACUGUGUGCCUUGCCUUGUGUUCCCAAAAAACAUCUCUCUUUGGGAUGUGCCAGCGUAAGUCUUUUAAAAUCAGAAAUUUUGCUCAUCCCUAAAGCACUUGAUGGAAACUCUUACGUACAUACUAAGGAUUAGAAUUAUUUAUUGUUCUUUGUGUAGAAGCCUGUUUAGUUAUUCGUGUAAAGCACAUACCCUAAAUAAGCAUCAACAUCAGCAGAAAGGCUUUCAGAAAUUGGCACAGCCACAUUCCAAAUCCUCCGAGGAGAAAAUUGUGGUUUUGUGAGAUAUAUUGGAUAAACAUUUUCUCUUCAUAUAUAAUAUCAGUAAUGUCUACAGUGUUGGAGUACGCUUACAUUAAAUGGGCUUUGCAGUUGAUUAAAUGCUUUAACUUUGCUUCAACAUUUAAUCAACAGCAAAAGCUGAUUAUUGCUUUGUGCCACAGAAUAAAAUUUGUUUCUAUGGAGAGGUUCUUGUACUCAAGUCACUUACUGCUGUAGUUACUCUGUAGGAGCUAUUCUGUACUCAGCCAUAGCUCACAAUCCAGUUUGGACAUUAGAGCCUGGUUUAUUGAGAGAGGAAACAUUGAUAUCAUUAUACUGUUGACUGUAUUCCAUUAUUGCUUAAAUGUAAGCAGUAAAAUGUCUCAUGCCACAGUUAUGAUAAAUCUUUCUUUGGCAUCCAACUUUGAAACAAACCUGAAGCUACUGCGAAAAUAACAGUAGGUAUUUGUUUUAAACAUGAGACUUUUUUUUGUAAUUGUAUUCUAUUUUUAGGAUUUUGAAUUAGAAUAUCACAGGCUGCUGCAUAAUUUGGUAGGACAUCAUAGGUCUGUGCCAAAAGUACAUGCAAAUCAUUAGUAAUUUCAGAUUAAUUGCUGAUCAGUUUGUAUAGUAUCUAUUUUGAAAUUAAAAGAAGAGCUAGAUUGUCUACAAAAUAGCAGAUUAAAUCUGUAGGGCAUGCUUCCAUUUAAAAAAGAAAAAAAGGGCCAGAAUCUUUCCCAGGAGUUGCAGGAAAUGUCCAUGAUGGCACUUGGAGGCCUUGCAUCGGGGUUGGAGAGCACUCUUUGCACCAUGCAAGAGGCCAGUGUUUUAAAAUCAUAGAAUGGUUAGAGUUGGAAGGGACCUUAAAGAUCAUCGGGUUCCACACCCCCCCGCCAUGGGCAGGGACACCUCCCACUAGACCAAGUUGCUCAAAGCCCCAUCCAGCCUGGUCUUGAACAUUUCAAGGGGGAUACACUUUGCUGGGAUUAAAGUUAGUUGCUCUUUUUGCUCAGGGACCAAAAUAAUCAAACGUAAAUCAGGGCCUGCCCAGCCUGUCCUGGAACUGUGUCCCUGGAAACCCAUGCUCCGGGUAGAUUAGUUUUGCUGGUAAGCAAUGCAUCACUACCUUAGCCUACCCCAGCUGCAGGGGAGGUAAGCCUCACACCCCUGUAAAGUCACAAGUGCUAGAGCAGGACAGAGGAAACGUUAAGCCCUUCUGGUCCAUCUACUCAGUAGCUAAGGAGGUGACUUAUUGAGAGUCAGCAGCUGGUCUGACCAGGAGGGACUGGUUCUCCAAGGAGCAGGGAGUGAAAGGCCCACGGUGCCAGUAUUCCUGGUCAAUAAACCAUAGCAGCACAACGGGAUGAACGUGAACCAUCCCUGGAGGUCCUAGCUGGAGCCAAGCUGGCCGCAGCAUGCUGCACCGAGGAGAGCAUGUUUCAUGACGUAGGGAGCAAUACGGUUUUUGAUGACCUCCUCUGUCGCAGAACCCAGGAGCGACCCGCUCUUAGCGUCUGUCACUGGGGCCUUAAGAUGGCAAAACCACCUAAGCAGAAACGGCAGCGCUGUUUGCAAGCGUUCAGGUGCCGGUGGUGCUGCAGAGGUGAGCGGUGGGAGGCAGUCGCACCUUGUGCUUCCUUGUCUCUCCUCUCCACUUCAGCGGGGGGGGGGGGGGGUCUGGCCUGCAAGCCCAGCAAUGCUCCUCCAGUCCACUCACCCAGCAGGGGUAGGGUCAGACAGGAGGAGCACACGGGUGCCCCUUCGAUUUGUCUGCUGUUCCUCUAGCGAAAUGGGGCACGCAGUCACCAGUAUGAGACGCGACUCGGCUGGUCAGGACCAGCCUCCAACUGUAAGUUGUCACUGCCUGUGGCUAUAUCGAUAAUAUCUUCUGCUAUUAAAAAAAAAAUUAUAAUCUUUUUUUCUUACAUAAAAUAGGUUUGCUAAGUCAGUAUGGCCCUUUAUAGCACCCAAGAAGAAAAGUGAAUUCAUCAUCAACUAAUGUGAAUGCUAAAAUGUGAUAUUUUUUUUAUUACUAUUCUUAUUUUAAUUUACAGAUCGUAUGCUCUCCAUUUUCAUGCUGGCAUUCAGUACUGCUAUAAGCUACUGUAAACUUUUAAACUGUCACAUUACUUAAAAGACCAUGCUAGUCUAUGUGUACCUGUUUGCAAAUUAAGACUUUCACAUCUCUGCCAAUAUGUCCUAAUGCGCUAAUACAAAACCAUGUAAGA
This is a messenger RNA of Chroicocephalus ridibundus (black-headed gull), 5504 nucleotides long. Its product is annotated as cytochrome P450 7B1. The record is from RefSeq and is a predicted model, not a curated record. NCBI's taxonomy places the organism in Eukaryota, Metazoa, Chordata, Aves, Charadriiformes, Laridae. The transcript has 6 exons. Bases 104 to 1606 code for a protein of 500 amino acids. Gene Ontology annotation, biological process: cholesterol homeostasis; bile acid biosynthetic process. Gene Ontology annotation, molecular function: iron ion binding; heme binding; oxysterol 7-alpha-hydroxylase activity.